AUGAAUAACAUUCUAUGCUGGAACAUCCGAGGUCUCAAUAAGGCUAGGAAACAACAAGAGUUAGCAAACUUUAUUGCGAAUCAUAAUGUAAGCCUGUUUGGAUUCCUGGAGACUAAGGUAAAGAGGAAUGCUCUCGGACCUCUUUAUCUACGGCUUUGUAACAAUUGGUGCUUCACCCACAAUCUCGUUUGGCAUAAAGGUGGUUGUAUCAUAAUUGGAUGGAAGGGUGAGGAAAUGAAGGUAAGCAUUCGUGAAUGCAAUAGUCAAGUGAUCCAUUUGGAGGUACAUCCACUAAAUGGGACUACAUUCUUUUGUUCAUUUGUGUAUGGAGCUACAGCUCCACAAGAAAGACUACAAUUAUUCCAGCAGCUAGAGAGUAUUGGCAAUCACAUGAAUAGACCUUGGAUCAUUCUGGGAGACUUCAACUGUGUUGCCGGGAUGGAUGAGCGAAUUGGUCAUGAAGCUAGAUUUCACGAAACGACGCAUCUUCAAAAUUGUAUGUUUAAUUGUGGAGUUCACGACAUCAAAUUUAGUGGACGCAUCUUCACAUGGUCAAACAAAAGGGUAGGCCAAAGUAGAGUCAUGUUUAAACUAGAUAGAGUGCUUGGCAAUCAACACUGGGAUGAUUCCUUUAAUGAUGUUGAAGUCAUUUUCCUCCCCGAAGAUGAUUAUGACCACACACCUAUGCUAGUAAGGUUCAUUAAGGCUCAGUCUGGUAAAAAACUCUUCCGCUUCUUCAACAUGUGGGCUCAUAAUGAUAAAUUUCUGGAUAUGGUGAAAGAGAAAUGGACUAAACCAAUGCAGGGGAUCGCAAGCUAUCAAAUAAACCAAAAGCUACAAAAUUUGAAGAGAGUGUUCAGAAAUAAUUUCCAUACCAAUCAAACACAUAAUUUGCUAAGGGAGACCAAUCAGCAGCUGGAGCAGGUUCAAAAUCUCAUCCAUCUUCACCCUCUAGACCCUAAUCUAACGGACAAAGAGAGCAUGUUGUUAGGCCAAAUAAGAAAACUGAAGGACUAUUCCUCCUACCUCUCUCGACGGGCAAAAAUCUCUUCGAUUCAACAUGGAGAUGAUAAUACCAAAUACUUCCACGACUGCAUUAAACAAAGAAGAAGUCUUAACAAGAUUCACACUCUCCAACUUCAAGAAGAAAUUAAGGAGGCUCUAUGGAGUAUUCCAAUUGAUAAGAGUUCAGGUCUUGAUGGCUACAACAGUGGUUUCUAUAGAGCCGCUUGGCCGAUAAUUGGCCCUGAUGUCACAAAAGCUAUCCAAAUGUUCUUUGAGGAUGGCAAGAUGCUCAAAGCUUGGACUAUCACAACAGUUACCCUCAUCCCUAAAAGCACCAAUGCAAAUACUCCCGGCGACUUUCGUUCGAUCUCAUGUUGUCAUGUACUAUACAAGUGCAUCACCAAGCUGAUAUGUGCUAGACUUAGGGGAGUGCUCGAGGAUAUUAUUAGCCCUACUCAGGGCGCAUUUGUAGCAAAGCGAAGUAUUCUCCACAACAUUGUUCUCUGUCAGGACUUAGACGCUAUGGCAGGAAAAAUUGUUCUCCUAGCUGUUUAA
Messenger RNA from Amaranthus tricolor (Joseph's coat), 1560 nucleotides. RefSeq lists its product as uncharacterized. Gene Ontology annotation, molecular function: catalytic activity. The transcript is spliced from 2 exons. Bases 1 to 1560 code for a protein of 519 amino acids. The record is from RefSeq and is a predicted model, not a curated record. NCBI's taxonomy places the organism in Eukaryota, Viridiplantae, Streptophyta, Magnoliopsida, Caryophyllales, Amaranthaceae.